Messenger RNA from Panicum virgatum (switchgrass), 3015 nucleotides. RefSeq lists its product as uncharacterized. The record is from RefSeq and is a predicted model, not a curated record. NCBI's taxonomy places the organism in Eukaryota, Viridiplantae, Streptophyta, Magnoliopsida, Poales, Poaceae. The transcript is spliced from 12 exons. The coding region runs from base 416 to 1288 and encodes 290 amino acids.
CAUUAUUGUUCAAAUUGAAAAAGGACUGGACCAAGUUACCACACAGCUACAAAGUGUUUCAAGGACGGCCCAUGAAGAAAACAAGAGGAACUUUGAGGAACAUGCACGGCGAAUAACUGAUUUGUUCGGAGAUAUGGAGGGCGUUGUCGCAGGUCUGAAAAAAACCUGGUACAGUGUAUCCAGUCGUACACAAAUGUAUGAGAAACUGAAUGUGGCCCCAGCAACAACCAAGCAGGUCCCAAUAUUGGCAAAGACUCGUCUGCAACUGGUUCAGAGAAGUGUGCUGUGCCUGUGAAUACUGAGGUGGGGAAGGAAGACUUCACUGUACCACAGAGCAAUGUCCAGGAAGGUAUCAUGGGUGUACAUGGUGUAUCGGACCGAGCAAAUCCAUUUGAAGUCAAUAUGAACGAGGAGCAUGCAAGAUGUGAUGGCACAUGCGCGGAUGAACGAAGGGAAUUACCAGGAUGAGUCGGGUCUGCCUGAUUCUAAGCAGAAACUGGGCGUGGAUGCAGGAAUCAAAUCUAAAGAAAGUGAUGGUUCAGCUACAGGCCACAAACGGUGCACUUCACAAGAACAUGUGAGAGAGCGUCAACAACCGAUCUUCAAUGUAACUCCAGGAACAAGUGAAAAUGGCAUAGGAACUGCAACUCGAGUUUCAUUGUGGCCCGGCGCAGGAGAGAACUCUUCAGAAAAUAAUUCAGAUGCCGUAGCAGCCAAUAACUCAAGGUGUACUCGAAUUAAAAAAGGUUUAGACAAUCCUAGUAUGGGCAAAAGAAAGGCCAGCCCAGAUAAUAAUUUGCAUUCAAAACGGAGAAGAACUACGAAGAUAAUAUCUAGGAAAAUACGUUCCGCCAGGGGAAACAAGUGUGGUUCUGGGGCAGAUUAUUUCAUGGACCAAGGGGCUAUUAUCCCAGUAUCCAAGAAAGGUGUAACUCCCAUCAAGUGUCAUGUUGCUGAGAGGCAAGUACCUCCGUCACCGUUUGAGCUCAACUUGAUUCCAAGAACCAUAAGUAUAUCUGUUAUAGAGAAAAUGUACAAGAAGUUUGAAGAAGAAGAACCUGCAGCACUCAAUAGUGUAUGGUUUGAACAUGAUGAUCCUUGGACAAUAAGGCUGACAGGAUAUGAACUUUGGAAAGGGUUUGUGCAAUCUGUGCCAAUUACCACAGAAAUAUUUGAUGCAAUUGUAAGAUUACUCCAGGAGGAAGACACAUCGAUGUACAAAGAUGUAGCUGUGAGCACCGACAAUGGCGGCACCUGUUACCGCCAUGCUUCACGGAUUUUGCGAUAGCAAAUGGUGAAGGAAUUUACAGUGAAAAGAUUAAGGAGCUGUUUCUAGGGCACCACCUUCGGAGUAACGCAUAGCAUUGCCGACUGAUAAUGGUACCUUGUGCUUUUAGUGGGAACUGGUCCUUGUAUGCUUGGGAUCUAGAAAAGUUCAGAAUACACAUACUAGACCCGGUGCUGUGCCAAAAGACAAGAGAAGCUCAUAGGGCAGUUCACUCUGACACAGUUGCCACAAUGCAUAAGAAGUUAUUUGACUAUAUAUUUGAACUGUUUAUUCUACAACUUUGCACAUCCACCAGCGUUAGAGGAGGACUCAUCGUUUUAUGUUGCUCAUUACAUAAAAUGGUUUGAUGGAGAUAAACUAACGUUUGUGAUUGAUAAGCGGAAGGCAAAAAAUACAAGGAUGAUUUUAUUCUGUAACCUGAUGCAAUCCAACAAAGUGUCGAAGCCAAAGUACCUGCUGGGAGAUGAAGCUGUCAAUUGAUACUACAGUCUGAAACCUUGUUUUGGAUCGUUUAAUCCUAUGAUGUAACAUAAGACAUGUACGCACGCUCACGAAGACAUAUCAUUGUCACUGUAUGAUGUAAUUACUUAAUUUAUGGCUGAAAAUUGGUAUAUGUGGGACAAACUAAGAAUUUGUACUUCCGUGGCACUAAAAGGUUGAUACCUGAUGCGGAUGGUCCCGAAGUAAGUUUGUUCAAGUGGACACACCUGCUAAUGCGGGGGCCCACACUACAACAGAAGGCUCUAGGACCGGCAAUAAAUACAACACACAACCUUAGGCCAACGCCCCCAACCAACCAAUGCUGAACACCCCCCUUCCCCCAUCCACUUUGGCAGCUUCAGUGUAGCCCCCCCUAAAGGCAGCACUAGAAAAAAGCAGAAAGCUCUGAAGAAGCCUCCAAGAGACCAGGUAGGUUCUGCUGACAAAGAUGUCGACCCUGUUUUUCUGAUUUGCCUUGGCUUGUUUCCGAUUCGCAGAUUUAUUUGGUUUUCUAGUUACUGAAUCCAUUUCCUUUGCAGAUCUGGAUUUUUCCGUUAUCGUGGAACACUUAUGUUCGCAGUGCUUUGUCUGUUCUUUUCCAGGGUUGCAAGACAAAAAGGGAUGGCAUGGUACGUGGUGUUCCGAGGUAGGAUCCUGGGCAUUUACCGGGAUUGGCCAUCUUGCAAUGAUCAGGUUUGUGGUUUCCCGGGUUGCUCAUUCCGCAGCUACCCUUCACAAGAACAAGCACUUUGCGGCGUACCUUGCCUACUUCGGGAAGGCAGAUCCAACUGCAUCCGAUGCAUCUGGUUUCCAUGGGGCAGCCCUGGGCACACAAGUCUUCCCGGUGGCGGCAGAGACAAAUGUUCAAGGUCCAGCGACUCCAGAAGCAAUUGCAGGAGAAGCUGAUGUUCCAGCUGGUCUCCCUGCAGCGGCUGAAUAGGACAUGGCCGUCGUGCUGGUGCUCAUUUUUUCUCUGCUCCUGGCGAUAACUUCCUACCUCAUGAACUAAAGGUUCAACACUCCUGCCAAUAACCUAGCUCAUGAGGUUUUGACCGGCAUUAGAAAAAAUUGUAAUGUUAGCGGGAUGUCUUGUAAUGGAUCCAUGAAUUGGUACCAUCAGACUUGUAAGACUCUUAUUUAGUACUAGAUAUCGGUAUGUGAUGAAUAACCUAGUCGUUGUAAAGUUGCAUGGGAGUGCUCAAGGCAGAAAAAAGCACUAAAAUGACCAUGUGUAUUUGUGUGUGGCA